Corylus avellana is the source of this 1086-nucleotide messenger RNA. Its product is annotated as putative F-box protein At3g16210. Lineage: Eukaryota; Viridiplantae; Streptophyta; Magnoliopsida; Fagales; Betulaceae. The record is from RefSeq and is a predicted model, not a curated record. Gene Ontology annotation, molecular function: protein binding.
AUGUCGAUACCGCACGAUCUAUUCCCCGAAAUACUCUCCCACCUACACCGACUACCCGCCAAGUCUCUGGUCCGUUUCCAAUGCGUUUCCAAGUCAUGGUUCGCCAAAAUCAACGAUCCAGGUUUCAUCCAGAGGCAUCACGACAACAGCAGCGAACGCCGUCUCCUUCUGCAGAUAUGGAACUGUAACACUGAUCAUCAGGAGCCGCUAAAUUACUACUUGGCAAACUCUCCCAACGAGAAUGGAGAGGCGGUCUUCCCGCCAUUCCAUAACCCAUGCAGAUUCUCCAAAAUCUUAGACUGUUGCAAUGGCUUGGUUUGCAUCCGCACUUACGAUGAUAAAAUUGUGAUUUGGAACCCAUCAAUCAGGAAAUACAAGCUAUUACCCUCUCUGCCAACCGUAUCCGGGUUGAAAAGAAGAAAUUUUGGAUUCGGGUAUGACCCUGUCAACAAAGAUUACAAGGUUGUAAGCAUUGUGGAAUACUUUGGAAGCGGCGAUGUAAGCUUUGCACGGAUCUUUAAAGUUGAGUUAUAUAGUCUGAAACCCAAUUCUUGGAGCAGAGUUGGUCUAGGCAGUUUGCCUACGACUCUCUGGGAGUUGCGUAUUUUUUUUGGGCCGGUUUCUUUGAACGGUGAUUUGUAUUUUUUGGUUAAAACUCCGACAGUGAUCCGCCUUCUCGCUUUCCAUCUCACGACAGAGAAAUUCCGAGAGCAAAGGCCUAUGCUUCCGGUUGGACCGCAAACUUUGGAGGUUUUGGGAGGAUCGCUGUAUGUCUCCACAUAUGAACCGGGGGCACAAACCAUUGUCUUAUGGCGGUUGAAUGAGGAGUGGAGUUGGAUUCGGUUUCGUAGUGUGCCGAUUUUCGAGUUCGAUUUCCAGUUGGAGAUGCCUCUCAUGGGGUGGCGAGUAGUGUUGUGGUCAAAGGACGGCCAAGAGGUUCUGAUGGAGAUGGAUUACGGGUGUAAGAAUCUCUUCAAGUAUGAUAUAAAAGAGAAGACACGCUUCAUCGGGCAUAUUGGCAAGCAUUUUUGGUCGGGGACUUGUUUGGGAAGCCUCCUUCUCCUCGAUGGUGAUAGUGUCCAUUGA